AUGAAUAGUCAACAACAGGUGGUGUCCUCUGACUAUCUCCAGGAGUCUAGAAAUCCUCAUACUAACCCGUCCCCCAGGACCAGUAGCCAAAACUGGGCCACCCCAGGCCUCAGCUGGGUGGCAAACAAAGAGUGUCUGCAGGGGGGACCUCAACUGUUCCCAGCCAGCGACAGUGUGUGUGGUCACUGCUCCGGCGCAGACAAGGACGCAGAGGAAAUUAAGCAACCUGAGGAGGACGCUACAGGCCAGCUGUCUGAGAGCGAUGCCUUACCACGGCGGUUUCUCCCUCAGAGAGGUGAAACCCGAGAGGGCAGGACAUUUCAGCAUCACAGAGCUCUUAAUGCUGGGUCCGGUCUCCAAGGAGACCCUGUCCACAACAUAAAGGUCUCCUCCAUCACAGGGCAUCUGAAAUCUUCUUCGGUGACAGAGAAGACCCCUCCUCAGGAAUCAUUCAUCUCCCAAGUGCCAUUAAGAUUGCAGAUCAAAGUGUCUGGCCAGAGGGGUAGUCUGGGAAUCAGCAUUGCCGGUGGGAAGGGCUCUCUGCCUUACAAAGACCAUGAUGAGGGCAUUUUUAUUUCCAGAGUAACAAAAGGGGGGCCAUCAGAAAAGGCAGGGAUCCAUGUUGGAGACAGAUUGCUGGAGGUCAACGGCCUCGACAUGCAGGGAGCGACCCACCACGAGGCGGUCAGUGCCCUCAGGAAUGCCGGGAGCUGUAUCAAGAUGAAGGUACUCCGAGAGAGGCUGCUACCUCGAGAGGUGUGUGACCUGCGUGAGCUUCAGGAUCCUCAGGAUGUGACUGGACUGCAGCUCUGCAGCAAACAGCCCAAGACGGAGAGCGCGGAGGACUGUUUGUCCAAGAAGAUUGAGGCGGUUGUCUGCAACGGCAACAGCAUUUCUGAUCUGGAGAGUGACCUGAAUAGGACCUCAUCUAAACUUGAGGCGGAGGCGUUAAUGAAAAAUGAUUUGCUUCAAGUUGGCAAGCACACAAUGACAAUCCCGCGGAUCAUCCUCACUCAUCCCUCUACCUCAGAUGAAGAUGUGGAGCUCCUGACACAGAGCCCCGGCAGGGAUAUGCUACACGACUUUGACAUUCCUAACAGACGCGCACACACUGACUGUUUUGACAGCGCUUUCUAUCCACCCUGACUACAGUGGAGAUUCAUGAAGGACACAGACUGUUAUUACCCAGAUAUUUUGUUUUUUUUUUUAGAUACUGACGCAUUUUCAGUGAUGACACUGUGGAGGAUUAAUUGAAAGCUUACUGUUGGAAUGUGUUUUUUACUGUCAAGCUUUUUGUCUAUCAGAUUCAACUGCUGCUAAUAGUAUUUGGUGAUAUUAAAGUCAUUUGCAAGAAUGGGGCAACUUAACGACUUUAUUUUUACUACUAAAACCUACAGAGUUUUGCCUGUGUAACUACACUGAACAGUAAAGCGUGAGCAGACCGUUCUCUAAUGUCCAAAUGAAAUAGGCUACAUGACAUAACGUCACAUACAGUCAAUUAAACAAUGAAUUCUGCUGGCUACCUCUACUUCACAUCACUGUACUGUAAGCCAUGGCUGUGCUGGUAAAUAGCGUCUCUGCCUAUGACAAUGUGAGGCCCUUGAACUUUUUAUAGUCCGUACUGAGAUAAAAUGCCACAUGGCUGAAGUGAGUGCACCGCAGGGAGUCCGAGUCCUGCAGAGUUCAGAGACAGACGGAACUCUGCUUCGCGUCUUUCACACCUGCUGUAUUUACACUCAUGAGAUUAUGCACUGUGCAGAAAUGUUUCUUAAAAAAAAGAAGAAGAAGAAAAAAAAACACUGGAAGAAUUUAUAAUCUUGCAUCCAAAGCCUAGAAUGUACAAAGUAUAGAUGUUAAUACCUGCCUUGUAUUAUUUCACAGCUUUUAUAUUCUCAAAAGAGUUAACUGUUCAGUGUUCACUUCCUGAAUAAAGUGCAA
This is a messenger RNA of Seriola aureovittata, 1938 nucleotides long. RefSeq names its product protein scribble homolog. Lineage: Eukaryota; Metazoa; Chordata; Actinopteri; Carangiformes; Carangidae. Bases 1 to 1146 code for a protein of 381 amino acids. The record is from RefSeq and is a predicted model, not a curated record. Gene Ontology annotation, molecular function: protein binding. The transcript has 8 exons.